CAGCUUUCACAAACCUUUUACCUUCAGCACUCGCAACCCACAAUGGAUGGCCUUAGCGGCGCGGCCAGCGUUAUCGCAGUCGUUCAAAUUGCAGGAUCCAUCUGCACCCUCCUCAAAGACUACUAUCAGGGUGUUCGUGAUGCCCGCGGCGAAAUCGAAACUCUCUACAAGGCUGUCAGAGCUUUGAAUAUCAUUCUCAAAGAACUCCAAACCCUCAUCAAUGCCAAAACUAUCGCCGAACCACAGGAUCUACUGAAGGACUGCAGAGCUGAUUUGGUAUCACUCGAGAACAAAAUUAGUCCAGCCGCUGGGGAACAGAAAACCCGAUUGCGACUCAAAAAAUAUCUGAAAUGGCCACUCAAAAGACAGGAGGCGGAAAAAAAGGUUGAAACAAUAGAACAUCACAAGUCAAGCAUUGUUACGUGGCUCGGCGUGGAAAACCUGACAAACCAGCUACAGCAGUUGGAUAUUCUUGAAGACAUCAGACAAGAUAUCAGGAGUGCCGAGGAAGAAGGAGAAAGAAGACGGGUAAUCAAUUGGCUCGGCGAUUCCAACCCCUCCAAAGAGCUAAAUCAAGCAUUGAGGAAGAAGCAAGAAGGCAAAGGUACUGGAGCUUGGCUCGUAUCAUCGGAUGAUUUUGAGAAAUGGAUGAUUACUCCUAACGCAGGCUAUUGGCUCAAUGGGAAUGCUGGUUGCGGGAAGACAAUCUUGAGCUCGACUGUUGUGCAGACAAUCCGAGACCAUUGCAGAGGCAAUCCACUGAAAGCUGUUGUCUUCUGGUACUUCACAUUUACAGAUCAAAAGAAACAGAAUGUAUCGGCUUUUCUCUCUUCAAGUAUCGCGCAGAUCAUCGCCCAUCGGAGAGAGAUACCUACAGAGAUCCAGGAUGCCUACGAUACCUGCAGCCAGGGAACGAUGAGUCCAGACGUUGAUUUAUUAUUAGAACUUCUUCGUUCAGUACUUCCGGGAUUUGAUGAUAUAUACAUUCUUGUUGAUGCCCUCGAUGAAUGUCCAAAGCUGGACGGAUCCAGGGCAGACCUGUUGAGCACAUUAGCAAAAAUCAUCUCCUGGCAAGAGCGCUCACUACAUCUGUUUAUUACAAGCCGCAAAGAGAGUGACAUCGAAGGAGCACUUGUUCCAUCUCUCAAAGAUAUGACAUCCUUUUGGAUCAAAUCACUUCAACCGGACGAUAUCACAGAGGACGUGGAGCUUUUUGUAAACCAGGCACUGGAAGAGUGGAUUUUCAGAAGGUGGUCAGCGGAUUUCAAAUCCGAAGUAAAACAGACCUUAUCUACCAGGACUCAGGGAUCGUAAAUUCCCCUCUCGUACAUAGCUAAUUCUCACUGUGUUGACGCUAUGAUGAAGGUUCCGACUUGUUGCGUUGCAAAUGGAAGAGCUCCGGCGCAAAGCGAUGAUGCCAAAAUCAAGGAUCAAAAAGCUGCUUGAAAAAAUUCCGGAAAGCCUGGAUGAAUUUUACGACCGAAUAUUAGGGGAGAUCGAUCCCGAUUUUGUGCAACAGGCAAUUAUUGCUUUCCAAUGGCUCGCAUUUUCCGCUCGGCCGUUAA
This is a messenger RNA of Aplosporella prunicola CBS 121167, 1565 nucleotides long. RefSeq lists its product as uncharacterized. Lineage: Eukaryota; Fungi; Ascomycota; Dothideomycetes; Botryosphaeriales; Aplosporellaceae. The transcript has 4 exons. The coding region runs from base 43 to 1314 and encodes 423 amino acids. The record is from RefSeq and is a predicted model, not a curated record.